Messenger RNA from Arachis duranensis, 1629 nucleotides. Its product is annotated as probable LRR receptor-like serine/threonine-protein kinase At1g05700. Gene Ontology annotation, molecular function: protein binding. Bases 1 to 1629 code for a protein of 542 amino acids. The record is from RefSeq and is a predicted model, not a curated record. NCBI's taxonomy places the organism in Eukaryota, Viridiplantae, Streptophyta, Magnoliopsida, Fabales, Fabaceae. The transcript has 9 exons.
AUGGGAUACACUCCAAAUACACUAAUUGUAGCCAUAGUACUAGCCAUACCAUUGUUCACAAAACUCUCUCUAACAACCUUUGUGAGCAUCAAUUGUGGAUCCUCCGAACCUUUCACCGAUCCACAAACCAACAUAACAUGGACACAAGAUGAUGCAUACAUUGAACAUGGCCAAUCCUUCAAUGUCUCUUUAGGGUUAGGCACAUUCAGCACCCUUAGGGCAUUCCACACUUUGAAGAAGAAUUGCUAUGAAAUUGAAGUCCAAAAGGGAGAAAAGGUCCUUACUAGGGCAAGUUUUUUCUAUGGGAAUUAUGAUAACAAGUUUUCUCCUCCUAUGUUUGACCUUAUAUUUGAUGGUAAUUAUUGGGGAACAGUGAUUACAUCAAUUUCAGAUCAUGUGGAUUAUGAAGCUAUAUAUGUUGCUAAGGGAAACUACACCAACGUUUGUGUUUCCCAAUCAAACCCUAAUCAUAUUCCUUUCAUCUCAUCAAUUGAAGUGCGUGGUUUGGACCCUCAAAUGUACAACCAUCUUCAUCAAAAUCAUUCCUUGAUUUUGCUUAGUAGACGUGCUUUUGGUGCAAAUCAAACUGUCAGGUACCCUGAUGAUGUGUAUGAUCGAAUUUGGAUUGCAAAAAAUAGUGAUCAAGAGUUUAUAUAUAGCAUCCAAAGUGAGGCAUUGGACAUCAACAUUAGUACAGUGGAAGAUCAACCACCAAAAUCUGCAAUCCAAAAUGCAUUCACACUCCCAAACACAACCUUUGGAAUUCAGUACAAUAUAUCUUCACUUCUUCAAUCAACAUCAGAUACUAAUAAUAAUUAUAAUAGUAGUAUGAAUUCGCUUUAUUUUCAUGCAAGUCCUGGUUCAACUCUUCCUCCUUUGAUCAAUGCUGCGGAAGUUUAUAGAAUUGAACCAUUAGCUCAAGGAACUGACUCUAGAGAUGUGGAAGGAUUGAGGCAACUGCGAUUGGCAUUCAAAACAUUAUCAGAAUGGAAAGGUGACCCUUGUCUUCCAUUUCCAUACGCUUGGGAAUGGAUUCAAUGUACUGCUGAUCCUAAACCUCGCGUAAAAGCAUUGAAUCUUAGUAGCUAUGAUCUUAAUGGGAUUCUUCCAGAUAUGAGGUCAAUGGAUGCACUUGAAAUUAUAGAUUUGCAUAACAACACCAUUGAAGGCCCCAUUCCUGAAUUUCUUGGUUUCUUGCCUUUGCUUAGAGUGCUGAAUUUGUCAUACAAUAGUUUUAAUGGUUACAUACCCAACUCCUUAAACAAUACAGACAUUGACAUUGACAUUACUCAUCUCCCGGAACUGCAAAAUGUAUCCAUUACAACCACUAGUGAUUCCCCAACAAGAAUGUCAUUCGAACUACACAUAUUAUUGCUUAUAAUUGCAAAGCAGAUUCUGAGUCUUGGGGAUAUGGGCAAUAAUAAGGGUGGAGUUGGCUUGUUGUAUGGAUCUAGGGUUCCUCCAACAUUCUUUGAUGAGCUCACACAUCUUUUCCUUCACCAGAUUCCAAUUAUUCUUGAAAAAGACAGCCGAAAAUCCUUCCUCUCCAAGCGCUUUGAGGGAUCCCAUUCCAAAAACUGCUCUAAUCUCUGGUUUAGUUGGAAUUGCUUCCAUAGUCCUACACACUGA